UCCACCCGGUCAAGAACCGUCACAUUUGGUAGCCGGACUCAACCUAUUUUUUGGAGAUGGAAAAACUGUCAUCUAUAUAAAGCUCGAUCGGAUUCACUUUAACUCAACAUUUGUCAUGAAAAGAAUGACAAAAGAUAUUUUGUGACAGUUAUAUUUCUUCUAUUAUUUAUGCAUAAUUUCCCCACAACAGAGCUCGUGCUUCAUUGGGUGGCGAUUGAGGACGGGACCGUUUCCUGGUAUUCGAGGCAGGCUGAAUUAGGAGCUGGUGUAAGAAAACAGGGCUCUAAAUCUUUAGCACAAGCGUACUGCAUGGUCAGACCAUGGGAUGGUUGCUUCUUCAUGCUCAAGUGCGCUGACGACUCUGCCCUGUCUUUUAAAGUCCCCUCAAUGGCCGACGCCGCGGCAUCAAGAAAAAGGUGGUUGGAUGCCUUUGAGGCGCACUCGUCUUACAGCACUCGCCAGGAGAACACACGCGACGCAAAUAGCGACGCCGGCGUUGCGGCGAGCGACGUAACGCAGGCUCUGCAGGCCGCCGGCGCCUGUCAGCAGAAACUGGAACGUGAGGUCUCCACUUUUCUUUCUUUGGUGAAGAAUGAGGCCAACUAUUCACUGGCUGCGCCUCUUAUCCUGAAAGCCGAAGAGACCAGCCGGCUCUCCGGCGAAACUUGUGCUGCUCUCUGGCUCUGCCUUCAGCUUUUGUCCAAACAAGAAGAGGUGUGGAGGCUGAAGUUGGAACGGGAGGAGGAGAAGAACAAAGCCCUGACGGAGGCGCUGCAGACGAUCGCCAGCGAGCACCGCGAGCUCAAGCGGUCGCUGAGCGAGAGCAGGAGUUGGGCCGUCCUCGGCACGCUCGCCCAAGAUGAUUUCUACGACGCCGUCUCAGAGUCCGAGUCGGAGCAGUCCGUGAGCGGCAGCCGCUCUUGCGAAGAGGACGAGGGGAGCGACGCCACCCUCAGCAGCAGCGUCCGCCGCCAUCCAAGCGCGCUCGCAGGGGCCGCCGGAAUGUCGGGGGAGCGUCACCAUGGCAACCGUAACGAUGCCGCCAAGAAGCACAGAACAUCUCUCCCGGCUCCGAUGUUCUCCCGAAACGACGUCGGCAUCUGGAGCAUCUUGAAAAAAUGCAUCGGCAUGGAGCUGUCCAAGAUCGCCAUGCCGGUCAUCUUAAACGAGCCUCUGAGCUUCCUCCAGCGGCUCAGCGAGUACAUGGAGCACACCUCGCUCAUCCACCGCGCCAACGCCGCCGCCGACUCAGUCCAGCGGAUGAAGUGUGUUGCGGCGUUUGCGGUGUCCGCCGUGGCGUCGCAGUGGGAGAGGACCGGCAAGCCCUUCAACCCUCUGCUGGGCGAGACGUACGAGCUCAUCAGAGACGAUCUGGGCUUCAGGUGGGUGUCGGAGCAGGUGAGCCAUCACCCUCCCGUCAGCGCCUUUCACGCCGAGGGCCUCAAGGAGGAUUUCGUCUUCCACGGCUCCAUCUGCCCCAAAAUCAAGUUUUGGGGCAAGAGCAUAGAAGCGGAGCCCAAAGGAGUCGUCACGCUGGAGCUCCCCGAGUACGGCGAAGCCUACACCUGGACGAACCCCACCUGCUGCGUCCACAACGUCAUCGUCGGCCAGCUUUGGAUCGAGCAGUACGGCGGCGUGGAGGUCGUCAAUCACAAGACCGGCGAGCGAUGCAGCAUGACCUUUAAACCCUGCGGCCUCUUUGGGAGGGAGCUCCAUAAAGUGGAGGGAUACAUCCUCGAUAAAAGCAAAAGGAAGCUCUGCGCCAUCUACGGCAAAUGGACCGAGUGCCUGUACACGGUGGACCCCGCGACCUUCGACGCGCACAAGAAGACCGCUGAGGAGAAAAAGGCCCCCAAACGGAGCGGCGCGGACGAGGAGUCCGAGGAGGUGCCCCCGCCCGACGCCGAGACGGCGCAGGUGAUCCCGGGCAGUGAGCUGGUCUGGAAGAUAACGCCUCGACCCGACAACUCUGCCAAGUUCUACGCUUUCUCCGCGUUCGCCAUGCAGCUGAACGAGCUCGACGCGAAGAUGGCGGGACCCCUGCCGUCCACAGACAGUCGUCUCCGGCCCGACAUCCGCGCCAUGGAGAACGGCGAUAUCGAUGCGGCGAGUGCGGAGAAGAAGCGCCUGGAGGAAAAACAGAGGACUGCGCGGAAGAAUCGCGGCAAGUCCCCGGAUGACUGGAAGACCAGGUGGUUUCAGCAAGGAUCCAACCCGCACAACAAAGCUCCAGACUGGCUCUACACGAAGGCUUACUGGGACAGGAAGUACUCGCAGCUGCCCGACAUCUACUAGGACAGGACGCUGCGGCGUUGCCAGUAGAUGGCGAGAUAGAUCUAUAGAAUCAACGUUCAAAUGGGAGUUGCAUUGAGUCCAGUGUGAACAGUAGUGCAAGAAAUAUUUUGUGUAAGGGGGGGGGGGGGGGCUGAUUCAUGCAAAUUUAACUAUAACUACAAGGUGGAGCCGAAUUUAGCUCAACAUUCCGACUUUUCGGUUACCAAAGGCUAAUUCUGCGAUCACUGUAAAAUAUGGCUAAUCUGUACACACACACUGCAGCUCUGCUUACCAUUGAUAUGCUAAUGUGAAAACACCCCAAUUGUGACAUUAAUUGUUUCUUUGGCUUAAUGCAAACAUUUUGAAUUCCCAGUGUGGUUUGACUGCUUUGGUUUUUUUUCUGUUUCCAUAUAUACUGAAGGUUUUGUGCUUAUUGUGAAAGAUAUACUGGAUACAAAUACUUUUUACAUGUCAGGAACAGGUAAAGAGUAAGCUUUUACAAUUAUGUAUUUUUUCUGAUGUUGAGUAAGCUGCUCUCUUAUUGUGAAAGUCAAAUAUGAUCUUUCUAGCAAUAGCAUGCCAGUCGCUAACUAUGCAACCACCUCCACAAACCUCAUGUGAGUAGCUGCUCUUUUAAGAAUAUAACUAUUGUUGUUAAAAGCUAAAUUAUAAUAAAACUUUGGUUUUGCGUGCUAUAAUAAAAAAAAAAUCUAUAUGGAGUCAUUUGCAUGCUAACUUCCUCCCGGACACAUUUUGGUUACAUUAAUCUACGCGGCCGAUGUGUGGGUACGUAGCAACUUUUGUCGAAAGCAAAGCAUCGCUUGUCCCCACA
Syngnathoides biaculeatus (alligator pipefish) is the source of this 3106-nucleotide messenger RNA. Its product is annotated as oxysterol-binding protein-related protein 2. Lineage: Eukaryota; Metazoa; Chordata; Actinopteri; Syngnathiformes; Syngnathidae. The record is from RefSeq and is a predicted model, not a curated record. Gene Ontology annotation, molecular function: cholesterol binding. Gene Ontology annotation, cellular component: intracellular membrane-bounded organelle; cytosol; membrane.